UGUUUAGUGACUUCCUCUGUUCUGCGCUGUGUAUAAAUUGUUAUUAGGACCUAGGCUAGGAAUUACUGGUUGCACACACUCACCGCCACUGCUCCACCGACCACCGCCCUUACAAGGACCCACCAUGAGCUCCAAGGACAAGUCCAAGUUCAAGUUGUUCCUCAAAUCGCUGCCGGCAGGUUACGUGGGCGAGCGGACCCUGCGGCCGGAGUUUGAGAGGGAAUUGCGCCCGGAGCAGCCGGUGGCCCAGCGCUGCAGGAUGCUAAAGGAGCUGGGCGACAUGCAGCUGCACAACUUCAAUCUGGACGAGACUGCCAUCACCAUUUUAUUCAAUCUCACCAACGAUCUCAUCGUGCCCAACAAGCCGGCAGAAACGCGCCAGAUUGCCUUGAGCUUCUAUAAGCGGCUCAUCCACACACAGUACAAGAACUUGACCAUCAUGCGGGAGAAGUUCUUCCUGGUCAUUCAGAACCACGAAGCGCGCGAGGAUCUGCGUCACCUUCUGGAGCUGCUCGACACCCUCACCGACAAUGGGAAGGAUAUCACAAACUUCGAGGAGAAGAUUGGCAAGUUCAUGCUGCUCUGGAUCCCAGCUAUCACAGAGGCUAAUCUGCUCAGCCCCUAUCUUGACAUUCUGGUCAACCUGAUCAAGUUCAAUGCGGCGCAUCUGGACAAAGACAUCCUUGUGGGCAUCGUGCAAAACGCUUGCGACCUGAGCUGCAGCGUCACCGUAAACGAAAUCGGUCUGCAGUGUCUCACUAUUCUGGAGAUGGUCAUCGGGUACACCAUCUUUCCAAGCGAACCGCUGCCGCAGUGCAUCACCACCUUGUGCCGGACUGUAAAUCAUGCUCCCUACUGCCCGUCUUCAUUUAAGAUCAUGAAGAACCUUUUGGGCACCCAGUUGGGAUACCAUUCCAUGAAGAUGAUGUGCAGCAUCCUCAACGAUCGGGGUCUUUACGAUGAUGCCCACUUGUUGCGUGGGGCUGUGUUCCAUCUUAACAUGAACAUCUUCGGAUCAAACAUUAUUUUCCAGGUUUCACCCAUGACCUAUGCAACGAAUGUGCUUACAGCCUUUCUGCGGGCACUAGACAGUCGUCAGGUGAUCGUGACCUUCGAAGUCAUCCUCAGCGUUCGCAUGGUGAUUACCAAGCGGCAGCUUUCAGAGAUCAUUUGGGAUCUGAUCUGUGAGAUAAUGUCCUCGAUCGUGAGCAACAUCGAGUAUUACGAAGCAGCCAACAUAAACAAGGAUCGCCUGCAUCACCUGCAGAUCAACUUCCAUGAGAACAUCGACUGCAUCGAGAAGCUUUUGCAACAGGACCGAUCCCAGAUUCUGGGCAAUGUGGAGCGCAUCUACGAUCUCAUCGAGCGAGUGGCCGAUCGACGCCCGGAGGCUUCCGUUCUUGCUUUAAUCGAGUACCGAUCACGACGGGUCACAGCAACGCGGCCUGAUUGGCUCCAGGUACUGGCCCAGUUCGUUCGCCGCUACUACCGCAUGUCCAACGUUAACGUGCGCAUAAAGACGAUCGAGGCUCUGGUUCAGAAUAUGGACCAGAACCGUGCCUGCUAUGAAGAAGAGAUCCUUAGUCGCGUGGUGCUGCUGCACCUGUCGCAGAUCCACCAGGAGCCAAGUGUGCAGGUGCGAGUGGCAGUGGCCCGGGCUCUUACCAAUUUUGCCACCCACUGCGACACGAAACGGUGCAUGGAUCUGCUGGAUAUCCUCGAGGCGCUCAUCAACCGACCCUUUGAGCACACGCGACAUGGAUCCUCAUCUGGAGACGGUACUAUGACAGAAGUGAGCGUUAGGUUGGUGAGCAACGAAUCCGAGAUCUCGGAUAUCAUCGCCGCAGUUGAUGGUUUGGUCAAAGUGUUUGCCAUCAAGCUGCAUCGCUUGCCAGCGGUCCAUGCUCUUAAAAUAUUCAAUAUUCUAAUGGAUCACCUGGAACUGCACUACGACCGACCAAAAAUUUUCGAACACAUAAGUGUUGUGCGCUAUAAAAUAUUUGCCUGGUUGCUGAAGGCCCGGGCCAACGGCUCCUACCACAUUGGUUAUCCAGAGGGCAGCAACGAGGUGGUGAAAUUUAGCACCUACCUGGGAAUUGAUUCACCGCUGUUGCCACAAGCCCACUCCACAGCGAUAUCCAUUCGACGAGUCUGUAAGCUGAUUGUGAGGUGCCUUGAACACGACACCGAUUAUCAGGUGUUCCAGCUAGUCAUCAGGGAACUGCCGAAGGUGCUGCAGAACAAGGCGCUGGUGCAGGGCAACGACAUCGAGGAGCUGGCCAACACUCUCCUCAAGAUAAACUUGGUCAGCAACAAUAAGUUCAAGCGGCCCACCGACGAGUUUCACGCCCUCGUUUUGCCCGCCAUAGCUUCCUUGGUUAUCUACCACGAAAGCCUGCAGCCGCAGCAGCACUACGGCAUUAUAACAGCCCUCAACUCGAGGGUACUUACUGGCAUAGCCAGUGUCUGCAUCAACACCAUGACCAUCCUAAUACUAGAGAUGCCGGAGGCGUUGAUGCGAAAGCUCCCUGACGUACUGCUCCAAAUGAGCAAGAUGUCGGAUACAAAUGCGUUGGCCACUCCGGUUCUGGAAUUUCUGUCGUUGCUUAUACAUCUCUCCAAGCAUCUCUUCGCAAACUUCACGUCCAUGCACAACAUGUACGUGUUUGCCAUCACGCUCCCGUACACAAAACCGCAUCGCUACGAUCAUUACACAGUUUCCCUGGCCCACCAUGUCAUCGCCGGAUGGUUCCUCAAGUGUAAGCUUGAGCUGCGGAGGAACUGCGUGAACUACAUCAAAAGCGUAGGUAUAACCAAUUUGAACUUUUUUACUUUUAUUGAUUCGGUUUUAUUUUCUCAGUCGAUUCAGUCCAAUGCCAAGAUGUUGUCCAGCGACAUUGUCAACCUAAACUCCUUAAACGAGGAUUCAUCCAAUCGUAAGCGGAGCACCAGUCUCACGGAGCGCGGAAGUCGCAACAAUGCUAAUGCCUGGAACGACCUGGAGAUGCGGCCGCAAAUGAACAACGGUCUACGCAACUUCCACGCUGAACUGGCAGAGACAUGCUUUGAUUUCUUGGCCCGGCACACAUAUUCGCCUUGUCCGUCAAUGCCCAAGCGUCUUCCAGCAGCGGAAUUCCUGCUAAAGGAUGGCGUCUCGCAGACGUGGCUGGUGGGCAACAACCUGGUGACCAUUACCACCUCCGGCUGCCCGUCAGCGCCCACGCGCAGUGGUCUUUGCGAACGUUGUGCUCAGCUGGGCAAGGCUCCUAGUAUUAGUCUAAACUCGAAGAGCCUCAGUGAUGCAGCGCCUCCGCUUUCGCCAGAGCGGGAGAGACGAUACACCAAGGUGAGCCUGCAGCACAGCAGCGGCAAUGAGUCGGCUGGAAGUACGGAGCUCACCUCCUCAUCUUCGUCGAACUCAGCAGCUGCAGGCGGUCAUCCACACCGACAGAUCUCAAACAGUUCCACGGCAUCGCUAGACGCGCUCUCCCGUCGAGGAUCCAAUCCCGAGGCCUUGGGCAGUGCCUUAGGCGAGGGACCACAUACGGGAAGCAACACCUCGCUCCUGGGAAACUCUUUGUCCCAAUCCUCCGUUAGCAUGAGUCCUUCGUCGGGAUCCGUGGUGCAGCAGCCGGUUUGCGUGCGCGCCUGCACUGGCUGGGCGGAGGUACUGGUUCGUCGGCCCACUGGCAACAUAUCGUGGAUAACCCGUAUUCAAAACCCCAUCACCAACGAUUGCUUUGGCCAGGACUUGCCGUUCAAUAAUGUUGUGUCACUGUUUCUUCCCACUGCCCAUGGCGGAGUUUUUGGACCUGACAAUACCAUCCAAGUCCCACCACAUACGCUGGCUGAUCCCGAGCCGGAACCAGAACCGGAGGUUAAUGCAGCAACGGCUCCUCAGGCAAGUGCACUGCGCAGUCGAAUGGUUGCCAAGGCUCGUGCCCUUCAGCGACAGGAAGAAAUUCACUCGGUCGGAGGGAAUGGAAAUGGCAAUGGCAACGGUAAUGGAAAUGGAAAUACUGCCAGCACUGGAGCUGCUGCUGCCAUACCCAUACCGCGGGUACCAGCAUCCGGAAAGCGCGGCAAGGAGGCAGCUCUCUGUGGAAGUGUGAGUGAUGGCGAGGCCGACGACGACUCCCUGGCCUUUGAGGAUGCUCAGAGUCGUGCACGAAAUCCCGUCCGACGGGUCAAUUCCAGUCCAGAGAUGAGUUCCAGCUGGCGGCAGUCGUUCCUAACCAACAAGCCAACGCCUCUGUCCCAGGAGCCCGUGAAAGCCACCGCCGAAGAACCACAAUCGCUGUUGACUUUGAAAAAGAAGAGUGUUCAGUACAGCACCAAGGAUAUGCGUGUGAGCUGCGAGGCCAUUCCGGAGGAGAUCGCCGGCUCCACACCCCCCUCGCAGGCCGCAGCCUUGGCUCUGCAACCGGAAAGCGGCACCCUACCUCCCAAGCAACACUCGGCGGACGAUGUCAGCAGUCAUGUGGCUGGAGGAAGCAACCUUCAAGCAGGAGCGUCCACGCUGAAGCUGGGUAAACCACCGCUGUCGCCAGGGCAGCCACCGUCGUUGGGCACGGGUCGAGUGACCAGUUUUGGAGGCACCUCUGUUCCCCAGCCCGGUGCACUGGCCAAAUCCAGCAGCAGUGGUAGCAAUGGCACCAAUGUUGGAGUGAUGACCUCCGAUUACGACAACGGCAACAAUGGAAACGGAGACAUGAUGCGAGGUCGUUCGAAAACCAUUUCGGUGGUGCGGGAGGUAAACAACGGAAAUACACGUCCACCGCCGGCAAACAGUUUCCGAAAUUUUGGAGCAGCAAAGCCGCCCAUCAACGCUAAGCUCUGCAUGAAUCCGAGCUUUGUUUUCAUGCAACUAUACACCACUGGCCAGCUGGGUGUAACGGAUGAGCCACUGAAGGUGGGGCCCGAAAACAGCAGCGCUGUCACCCUUAUAGAUUUGGUUCCACCGUUCGAGACGCACAAGAUCGGCGUGCUGUACGUGGGCCAAGGGCAGUGCAACAACGAGGUGGAGAUCUUGCGCAAUUCGCACGGAAGUGCGAGAUAUGUGGAGUUCCUGCGUAACAUCGGCACCCUGGUCAGUCUGAAGGAAGCUGAGCAGAACAACCUUUUUAUAAUGCUGGAUAGAAAUGGAGCAGAUGGCAAGUUUGCCUAUAUCUGGAAGGAUGACAUACUGCAGGUUACGUUCCAUGUCGCUACGCUGAUGCCCACCAAUCUGCAGGAUGAUCCUAACUGCAACGAAAAGAAGAGCCACAUUGGCAAUGACUUCGUGAAGAUCAUCUAUAACGAGAGCGGAGAGGAGUACAAUCUAAACACAAUAUCCGGCCAAUUUAACUACGCCUGCGUGAUCGUGGAGCCACUUGACCUCAACUCGAACAGGGUGUACGUGAAGGCGCGAUCGGAGAUUUCGAAAUUCGUGUGCCACGCAGAGUACCGAAUAGUCUCCGAUCGCAGUGCUCCUCUACUGGCCCGACAAAUGGCGCUGCAUGCCAAUCUCGCGUCGCUAGUCUACCAAAGUGUGCAGAAAAAGCAUCCGUACGCGUCGAAUUGGCUAGAACGAUUGCGUAAACUGAAGCGCCUGCGAUUAAAGCUUAUUGAGGGACUAAACAGCCAGCAAAAAUCCGGCAGCGCCUCGAGCGGCAUCGGAAUCAAUGCCUCAGCCAUCGGUUCGGAUAUGGACGACCAACGAGGUGACUUUAUAAAAUACACAUAGACAACAACGAGAGGCUCCCAACUGAAUAAACAUUAAAAGUGAGCAGAGGACCUAUAGACUCAUCCUGCCAUGAUUCUUCUUGAUUUCCGAUUUGGAUAUUACCUUACUGGCAAAGCAAGGGAUUUAAAAUCAUGAAGUCUCUCCAGACCAACAAUAAAACUCUUUGCCUACUCAACAAUAAUGAAAAUAACUAUAAUAUAAUCAUAAUGAAUUUGACAAGUUUAUAAAAUUUGUGAAAAUACAUAAGCG
Messenger RNA from Drosophila santomea, 5974 nucleotides. It is a transcript of the gene gig, whose product is annotated as tuberin. Gene Ontology annotation, cellular component: nucleus; cytoplasm; TSC1-TSC2 complex. Gene Ontology annotation, molecular function: GTPase activator activity. Gene Ontology annotation, biological process: negative regulation of insulin receptor signaling pathway; regulation of cell cycle; positive regulation of GTPase activity. Lineage: Eukaryota; Metazoa; Arthropoda; Insecta; Diptera; Drosophilidae. The record is from RefSeq and is a predicted model, not a curated record. The transcript has 14 exons. The coding region runs from base 125 to 5725 and encodes 1866 amino acids.